Molecule: messenger RNA, 3545 nt
Organism: Haliotis rubra (blacklip abalone)
Lineage: Eukaryota; Metazoa; Mollusca; Gastropoda; Lepetellida; Haliotidae
Product: vacuolar protein sorting-associated protein 29
Exons: 5
Coding region: 114-662 (182 amino acids)
Biological process (GO): retrograde transport, endosome to Golgi; intracellular protein transport
Cellular component (GO): retromer complex; endosome
Source: RefSeq, a predicted model, not a curated record
ACCAAUCAACAGUAGGUUUACAGAACGUGCACUUGUCACAUGAGAGGGAAGUUGUGUUUCUCUGUAGCGUUUAGGAAAUAACCGGUGUGAAAUAACGACGACCACAGAGCAAAAUGUUGGUUCUUGUAUUAGGAGAUCUACAUAUUCCUCACAGAUGUAACAAUCUGCCUGCUCGUUUCAAGAAACUUCUUGUGCCCGGAAAGAUACAGCACAUCUUAUGUACAGGGAAUCUCUGCACUAAGGAUUCUUUUGAUUACCUCAAGACACUAGCCAGUGACGUGCAUGUUGUCAAAGGAGAUUUUGAUGAGAAUUUGAAUUACCCUGAACAAAAAGUUGUAACAGUUGGGCAGUUCCGCAUUGGUUUGUGUCAUGGCCACCAGGUGGUGCCGUGGGGUGACACUGAAGCACUGGCAAUGGUCCAGCGGCAACUGGAUGUCGACAUCCUCAUCUCAGGUCAUACACACAAGUUUGAAGCGUUUGAACACGAGGGGAAGUUCUUCAUUAACCCAGGAUCAGCUACAGGGGCUUACGGUCCACUAGAUAGUGAAAUAAUUCCAUCGUUUGUGAUCCUGGACAUCCAGCAGUCCAAUGUGGUGGCGUACGUCUACAAACUCAUAAAUGACGAUGUCAAGGUGGAGAGGAUAGAGUACAAGAAGUCAUAAGAAGACAUUAGUCACUGCAUAUUGGGUUUUGCUCCUAUGAUAUUUAAAAAUAUAAAACCUGGAAGUGGUGCCUCUGUGGUCAGAUCGGAUUUACAGGCUGUUUGUCAGAUGUAAAUAAACACUUUAACACAGUACCUGUCGUGGUAGUAUGUUGGACAAGUCUCAAUAAAUCUAUCAAUGUGAAUCAUGGAUACCCUUCUUUAACAGAUUAGAUAACUCUAAACCUUAAUGUAUCAGACGACUUUCUGUUGUUUUUGUAGAUUGAUUCUGGCCAGGAAUUCACAUUCCAUUCUGAACUUGUUUGGAGGAGGAGGAAUCACUUUAUUCGACAGAUUUUCACGAAUUUCUCAAUAAUGUCCUCGGUAGUUUUACAGCUGAAACUGAGUGUUUUGUUGCAGUACUUGAUAGCUACUAGGCCAGCAAUGAUUCACCCAGACCUCUAUAUGAUUCGAUUUUCGAUAUUUGACUCUUGAUUCUAUUCUAUAUACAAGUAAAAGCAUUAGAUUUCAUUUAACUCUCAGAGUCGGCUUUUUAGCAUGAAAUCCACCGUCAACUUGGUGAUGUCUGCUAACAACAAUUCUCAUUGGAUAAUUAGUCUGACAUCAACCAAUCACGUUUUGCCUUAUUUCAGCGCUCAAAACUGCCCGAGUGGAAAUGAUUUAAAUAGGUAAUCAAAUAUCGAAUCGAAAUAGUGAUAAUGGUUUUCGAAAAUCGAAACUAAGGUGUCAGAUUCGAUUUUUGAUGAAUUGAACCGAAUCAUUGCAGCCCUAAUAGCUUCAUGGCCUGAGUUACUGAUAGUAUUCGUGCCAAGGCCCCUGCUCCACAAUCAGUCAUAGCUCUAUGAUGAUCAGGUCUCUUUGCAAAACAGAACCUAGGCCCAUUUCACAAAUUGAUCAUAGUGCUAUGACUUACCUCAUACCUUGUUACCUUGAUUUAUGACAGUUGAUCAUAGUGCUAUGACUUACCACAGACUUAGGAUGGUCAUAGUACUGUUACGAUCAUACCUCCUAACAUAGACUUAUGACAGUUGCACCACAAUGACUGUCUAACCUCUUAACAUAGACUUGGCACAGUUGCAGCAUUAUUGGUUUUUUUCAGGCUCUUUACUCAUAAAUUUUAUUCUAGCUUAUUUUGAUGUCAGCGUAGAUUAAGGCCCUUAAUGCCAUGUAACUUCAGAAUUUUUGUUUUCCAUUAAAGUAGGAAUGUUUUUAAAGCAUUAUUUUGUAAGUUGAAGAUGAUGGCAUGUAUUUGAUUUAGAUAGAACAUUAUGAAUAACCUGAUAACUGACUGCUCCAGCAAUAGUUGGCUUUAUUUACAUUAAAUUGUUACCAUAGCAACUCAAUCUGUAGUUAGUAGUGUAGGGAGCAAGGAGCAGUACUGUUUUCCUUGUAACACACCUGUGUCACAUCCAUGAUUAUCCAGUGUAUUAGGGUGGUGGGGUAGUCUGGUGGUUAUAGAAUAAUAAUAGAAUAUUGCUAAAAGCGGUGUUAAACUAUACCCACUCACUCACUCACUCACUCUCCAAUGUAUUACAUCUACCAUCCAUCAUGUUUGCUUUGUAUGGUUUUAUACUGCUUUUAGCAAUAUUCCAGAAGUUUCUCAGCAGGGGACACUAGAAAUAAGCUUCACAGUAUAGUAUACAUGCCCUUGAUUUGAUGAAUGAAACACUUUAACCUCAAGGCUACCUUGUGACUUGAAUUGCUGCAUUUACAUAGAAUUGGGAACAUCUUCGGACUUGAUUUCAAAACACACCCUGUAUGAAUCCUCAUGUCAAACUGUUUUUCUGAAGUUGUAAUUUUACAUGUGUAUUGUUUUGUUGAUUUUAAGCUGUUGAGUGAGCUGCAAUUUUAAAUGUGGAUGUGUGCUGCAUGAUCAUGUUGAUUUUUAAGCUGUUGAGAGGGAAAUUCAGUGUUAAGCGACAAGUGGAGGUAGUGACAUGACUAGUCAAAUACGACAUUACAGGUGGCCCAGUCAUCUAAGGCUGCCAUUUGCUGUGUGGAGUUACAUCCCCUUGGCACAUCAGGAACCAAUGAUUGUGGGUUCGCGAUUUUUGUCUAUAGGUCCUUUUGUGUUGAUAGGUUAGCUCAGCACCAUACCAAUGCUUGUUGGUUCCACUAAAAUGGUAAAUGUCUGAGAUCUGCAUGAUGCAAUUCUGGCGUUCCUGUUUUAUGAAGCUGACACACAAUGGUAUAAUUUAUGCAAUGUUUAAUGGGGCAUUAAACCAAAUUCACUCAAUCACUACCAAGAGGAAGCAAUGGUGGGGACAAUCUUUGGUGAAAGGAGGGAGAUAAGAUGGAUAAUCAAGGAUGUGACCCCACUCACUUGUGCACAUAAUUGUUAAUUAGUUCAUUUUGAUGUUUGUGCUAGAUAUAUUCAUACUGUUUUAGCUUUUCAUUACCCAAACAUGUGUUGUAAGCUAUCAGCCCAUUAAAAAUGUGGUUGUUUGUGUUCGGCAAGUCUUGAACAAAGGUGUACAUACUUCUGUUGUGCAUAAUUUUCUGGCAAUACGAAGUGCUUGGCAGAGUUGCUUCCCUUAGGAGUAACAGGAUCAGAUCAUCCUUGUCAGAACCAUAUGUGUGGGUGGUAAAGACCUGUAUCACAUGCAUUACUCAAUAUCAAGCUGUCAAGAUGUGGUGUAACUGUAAUACUGUCCAAAGUAAGUGUUAGACACAGCUCACUCUUGUUUCAAGAGGUCUACACUGGUAAAACUCAGUUUUGCACAAGUAGAAAUCUGGUGAACUCUUUAGACAUGAACCUUCAACUGAAUGGUGAGACUAAGGUCCAUCUGUUGAAUACAUGUUGUGUACAUUUCAAAUAUAAAGUAUUGUGAUUCUUCAUUGUUAUUAUAUAAGCUGAGUAAGUAAAUAUAUAUAAGAACCUAAA